AUAAUAAUUAAUUUUUUCCCAUUCACGGCUGUUCAAGUUUAAGAGCAGACAUGGUGUCUUUUAUAUACGGAUUAUAUGUCUGAAUAGUUUAAACAAUAUCCAAAGAAUUUUUUUCUAGUAUCAUGUGGGCUGACACUAUUUUAAUUGUAUUUAUUAGUAUCUGUACAGCUUUAUUAGGAGAAGGUUUAACAUGGUUGAUGGUUUAUAGGACAGAAAAAUACCAAAAAUUAAAAGCUGAAGUAGAAAAACAAAGUAAAAAAUUGGAAAAAAGAAAAGAAGCACAUGGAGAUUCGUUAGAUAAACAGCAGAAAAAGAAAAUUGAACGAGAAGAAGAAAGGUUAAAGAAUAACAAUAGAGAUUUGUCUCUUGUAAAAAUGAAAUCAAUGUUUGCAAUUGGGUUUGCAUUUACAGCUCUCUUAAGUAUGUUUAAUAGCAUUUUUGAUGGUAGAGUUGUAGCAAGAUUGCCCUUUGUUCCACUUGGUUGGAUACAAGGAUUAUCACAUAGAAACCUUCCAGGAGAUGACUAUACAGAAUGUUCAUUUAUUUUUUUGUAUAUACUAUGCACUAUGAGUAUAAGACAGGUAAAUUCAUAUGUUAGUUUGAUUUUGUUAUUAAUAUACUUAUUUAUAAAAAAAACUAUUGGUUGCAGAAUAUUCAAAAAAUGCUUGGAUUUGCACCUUCUAGAACUGCAAGUAAACAAAGUGGAAGUAUUUUUGGUCCUCCACCUCAACAAUUUAAAUAAAUUUAGAUUAAUAUUAAAUUAAAUAUUUAAUUUCAAAUUAAGUCAAAUAUUUGUUAUAUAAUUAUUUAAAUUUUGAUACUAUACCUGGUAAAAUGUUUAAAU
Molecule: messenger RNA, 844 nt
Organism: Frieseomelitta varia
Lineage: Eukaryota; Metazoa; Arthropoda; Insecta; Hymenoptera; Apidae
Product: calcium load-activated calcium channel
Exons: 4
Coding region: 123-764 (213 amino acids)
Biological process (GO): endoplasmic reticulum calcium ion homeostasis
Cellular component (GO): endoplasmic reticulum; cytoplasm; endoplasmic reticulum membrane
Molecular function (GO): calcium channel activity
Source: RefSeq, a predicted model, not a curated record